This is a messenger RNA of Pelobates cultripes (western spadefoot toad), 3777 nucleotides long. Lineage: Eukaryota; Metazoa; Chordata; Amphibia; Anura; Pelobatidae. The record is from the annotation of a GenBank genome assembly.
AUGAUGUGCAGCACUGAUGACAUAGUGGAUUGUUUUCAUGGGGAAACCCUGCUCUGUAGUCUAAAUGAACAACGCAUGCAUGGGACCCUGUGUGAUGUUACCAUUGUGGUUGAAGAUACCAAAUUCAAGGCACAUAGAAAUAUCUUGGCUGCCUCCAGCUUGUAUUUUAGAAACCAGUUCUUGAGCCAGAGCAUCUUUAUCCAGGGUCAUGUUUUGGAGCUCACAGAUUUCAAAGCAGACACAUUUACAGAGAUACUGAAUUAUAUUUAUAGCUCUAAGAUUGUAGUAAAAAGAAAAGAAACACUGACUGAUCUUGCAGAUGCUGGGAAAAAACUGGGAAUAAAGUUUUUAGAGAACAUCAAAGCAUUUGGUCAGAUUUACAAGAAAUCGUCAUCAUCUGUUCAAACAUGUUCCAAAGAACCCGAAGAAAAUGUGCCCGCAAUGUUUUAUCGGGGAGAGAAUGGUCUGAAAACAGAAGCUGUGGAAAAAAAAGGAGAUGACUUUGCUGUUUCCAGUGUUCCAAGGAUCACCAAUGCAUAUUCUAUUUUAGAGACUGAGGUUAGUGUGUUCUCUCCACUUGAUUUGAGAGCUAAUUUUAAGAAGACCACAGGUGUCACAGCAGAGGUAGAUUGUGGUGUUGAAUGUGAAAAAGGAGUGUGCAGUGAAGGGGAGCCAGUGAACACUUUAGCUGAGCAUUCAUACGCAGUGUCUUCCGGAGAUGCUCCUUAUAAAAAGGACUCUGUGUUUGAACAUGGAAAUAUAGUUAAAGAAGCAAGGAUUGAUGAAAGCACAACGCCUUGCCCAGUUCCUGCUAUUCAAGAAAGAAAAGUAGCUAGUAACUUGCCUCUUCUAGACCCUCUGUGUGUAGUCCCACAGCCUAUUAUCCAGAGCUGUACCUCAACAAGUAAUAUUAACAGUCCAGGGAUAAGUGGGCAAAUUAUUAAUCCUCCAGAUUUCUACACUGGUAGAGAAGAUGAAAACCCCUUACCACGGCUUCCUCCAGGUAAUCAACCUGCAACCCAGUCAUUACCUGACCAAGAAUUGUAUCCACUUCCUAAAAAUCAACACGAGAUAUACCAUUGCAAAAAUUGCAGCAAAGAGUUUGCUCAUUUGAAGCGUCUACAGAGGCAUGAGCAGAUCUGCUUCAAAGUUGUACACACAGAGAAAGAUGUGAGACUAUCAGACAACAUUUCUGGACAAGCAUCUGCAGACAUGAGUUGCGCAUCUUCCGAUCUGAUGUCAGGUCAAAAUACCCUUUCAAAUGUUACUUCUCCUGGAACAGAUCAUUUUGUGAAAAUAGUAGAUGGAAAGAUAUUCUAUGUUUGCAUUGUUUGCAAGAGGAAUUAUGUAACUUUGUCCAGUCUUCGGCGUCAUUCAAAUGUUCAUUCUUGGAGAAAAUCAUACCCCUGCCAUUAUUGCAACAAAGUCUUUGCCCUAGCAGAGUAUCGUACUAAACAUGAAAUCUGGCACACAGGUGAUAGACGAUAUCAGUGUAUAUUUUGUCUAGAAACAUUCAUGACUUACUACAUCUUGAAAAAUCAUCAGAAAUCAUCUCAUGGAAUCGAUCCAAGGCUAGGAGUGGGAAACAAAUCUGCUAAUCGAGGACUAAAGCCUAGCAUCUAUCCAUACAAGCUUUAUAGGCUUUUACCUAUGAAAUGUAAAAGGGCACCUUUAAAGACUCAUAGAAACGAUGCUACAGAAAAAACAGAAAUGCAUUUUCAAGGACUACCUUCUUUAAACACAACCACCAUUGUCCAGAAUCCUCUCAGUUCUCAGCCAUUUGCAUUAGAACCCCAGAAUGGGUCGUCUUGUUCAAUGGAUACAUCAUCACAUGGUGUUUCAAGUUCAACUGCAAACCUAGAUCCCUGGACAUUUGAUGUAUCACAAUCCGAGAGCACUGUGAAUGAUCUGCCUGCCGGGAAACCCACUUCACCUUUGGCAAGCAUUAAUUUUGUUCCCAAGGAGUGUGAUAAUGCAACAAGCCCUCCUUUCAAUGAAAAGCAGAACACACACUCAGUUAUCAAUUGUACCAACUCGGCACCAUCAGUUAUCAUGCACAGCAGUAGGGUUUCUUCUGUAAUAAUGCAUGGGAAUGCUGUGGCAGCGGCAACAACAAAUGGGAUUGGCUAUUACAACGACAAAACCAUUUCCUCACCUGAAAAAGAUAUAGUUUAUCAAGAUACAAACAAAGAAGUUGUAGGAAAACAGUCUACUAAAGAGGAGGAAAAAAAUGAAAGAUUCAAAGCUAGAGAACCUCUCCAGGAAAGUAGAGAAAUGCCUGCUCCCGUGACUACUUCAAUAAAGAAGAAUAAAAGUGUUAUCCAUAAAGGGAAUAAAACAGAGACAUACAUUGCCAAACCAGCCUUGCCUGGAACUCUAGUUAACAGCGGCAUUGCUCCACUUUGCCAGAUAACAGUUAAGAUUGGAAGUGAGGCUUUGGUGAAACGUCAAAUAUCUGGAUCAUCCCUGUUCUUCAGAAAAAGUGGAAAAGCAAAGCACUCCGAAAGCAAAGCAAAGAAAGCCACUAUGUAUUCUGAGGAAGACAAGAAAGAGAGGAGUUCUGUCCGGCUUCGAAAGUCAGAAGGUAUGAAGAUGGAAGAGAUGUAUGAUGAUACUAGUGACCAAGAUGUGUCUGACAAGCCAUGGAGACCAUAUUACAACUACAAGCCCAAAAAGAAGUCCAAGCACUUUAAAAAAUUCAGAAAGCUAAAGAAGCGGAAAAAACACAGCAGGUUAAGGCCUGCAGAAGAAAAUGUAAACAAGAUAGAUGAUAAGCACUUACCAGAAAAUGUGGUUGAAAAUUGCACAGAAGAAAAUCUACAAGCGACUGACUUUGAAGAUACUGAAAAGGCAGUUGAGGAAGACAUGGAAGUUUCUGAGGAUUGGCAACUUGGAAAUAAGCCUUGUUUUUGUGAACUGUGUCAAAAAUCAUUUCGGAAUCCUUCAACCUUAAAGAUUCACAUGCGUUGUCAUACAGGAGAAAAGCCUUAUCCAUGUAAAACAUGCGGGAAGUGCUUCUCAUUCCCUGGAAACUUAAAUAAACAUGAACGCAUCCAUCUGGGUGUAAAGAACUACAUGUGUCAGUACUGUAGCAAGUCUUUCAUGGUAAAUGAAAGUCUAAAAAAGCACGAGAGAAUUCACACCAGGGAAAAAAUGUACAGUUGUCAGUUCUGUCCGCAGCAGUUUCUCUAUCUCUGCACUAAAAACAAUCAUGAACAAAGACAUUUAGCAGAACGUAAUGUGAAAGGGUUCGUUUGUGCCCAGUGUUCCAAAAUUUGCAAGACGGCAGCAGCUCUGGGAAUGCACCAAAAGAAACAUUAUCUUAGGAGCCGAAAGCAGAGAGAGCGUAAAGACUUCACGGUUGAAGAAAGUUGGGAUUCCCUAACUAGUCCAAUUUGCAAAGCUUCAGAAACAAUUAGAGAUCAGGAAGAUAAAGAUGUGCCUGAACGUUUUCCUUCUUCCUUCAAUGACUGCGUGACCCCCUUGUUGUCUUUUAACAACAGUGUUACAGAAAUAGUCCCUCAGAAUGUAAAUGAUGUAGGCAUGGUGGACAAUGUAGACCCAGGGGGAGAACUUGAAAGCACCUUUAUGACUCCACCAUCAGCGUUUCCUCCAGCUUCGUUACAUGGGAGUGUCUUGAUGGAGAUCCCAAAGAGUUGGAAGCACUGGAAAACCAGGCACUAUAGCUUGGAGGAGAGCUUGAACUCUGAUGAUUCUUCCGCUAGAGAGUGUACAAAGACUUUUACUGAGUUAAAGACAAUGACGAGUUUUGAGUAA